Dicrocoelium dendriticum is the source of this 4161-nucleotide messenger RNA. NCBI's taxonomy places the organism in Eukaryota, Metazoa, Platyhelminthes, Trematoda, Plagiorchiida, Dicrocoeliidae. The record is from the annotation of a GenBank genome assembly.
GGUUAUUUGUACACAACCCGCCGUCUCUUCCCCCCAUUCGACGUUCACUCAACCAUCGGAUGCUUCUAACCGAACUAUCUGCUGCUUGGGUUAAAGAAGUUGAAGAUUAUGAAGCUCGCAUGUAUGACUAUUUCACUGAAUGCUCCGUCAAGUUGCGUGAGUGGUAUUCUAAAGGUGGUGAUGAGUCGGAGGCGUACAGACAGGAGUAUACUCGCCUUUCUGAUGAGUACCAGCAUUACAUCCAAUAUAUCCAACAACUGAGAGAUUUUAUGAAAAGGAAUGAGAAGCCCCUCUCGGAUGUCAACGAGGUCCCUCCGAAGGCCACCGAGCCACCGGUGACCAUGUGCCACCAACCUGUUAUCGGCACUACUGUUUCUGUCGCACCUGCUCAACUACCAGCAGUUUACAACGCGGCUAAUGCGGCCGCAUGCUACACCAAAUACUAUCAAGACAUGAUAUCGUACUUUGACAAGCUUUUGACCACUUUAGAGGCAACAGAGCCCACAGAAACCCAUGCUUCCCAGAGUGAUGAUGCACCAGAAGACGAAGUGAGCUCAUUUUUCUUUUGCUACGACCAUUUAUCCUAGGAUUAUGAGGAGGACGCAGUACCAGAUGAUGCUGAGCUGGAUUCUCCUUUUGAAAACGGUGAUCUUUGUUCUGAUCCACGGGCCGUUAUGGAACAGUACUUUGAACGUUUCGGUGAAACUGGGAAGUGGGAUUGGGCUUCAUGGAACAACUACCUAAGUUGGAUUGCCCGAACCAAUCCACAAUGGUACGCAAUCUUCUUGGAAUACAGUCAAUCGCUUGGAAUUGACUGGGACCAGAUGUAUGAUCGAUGGAAAACAUCAAAUCCCUUGGCUAAUGAAACCUAUGAGGACUCGAGCGCAGGUCCGAUCGAUGUCGCUGCUAUUCGCCCGCCAGACUUGAAUCAGCCCGUUUACCAUGGUCUCUUGUUCGGUGUCGAUUCCCAUCAGCAAGAAGCAGAGGAGGACGAUGGGGAUGAUCUGUUUUGCCGCACGUGCCAAAUGCGAUUCGGCACAGACCGUGCCUUCACUUUGCACUUGCGCGGCGUCACUCACAUCCAGCGUGCAUUGGAAGGUCUGCAGCGACGUAAUCCAGAGCAUAUCGACAGGGGCAUCGUACAGCAGCCAGAGGAGAAUGGGGCUGCGAGGCACUACGCGUGGUUUCAGCGGCAGUAUAUGCAAAAGACGCAGUCCGAGUUCAUUCGUCCAGGAUCGCUAUAUUGCGAACUUUGUAGUGUACAGAGUACGUCUUAUAUCACACUCCAAGCUCAUCUAAACGGCAAGAGGCACCGGGAAAACGUGGCACUUUUUCACUCUAACGGUGAUGCAUCACAACUCAAGGACAAACGACCAGUUCCCACAAAAACUACCGCCCGCUUACAGACCCUGCUGGAUGUGUGCACCCAACCACUUAUCGGGCUCAACUACAUCGUUGAGAGACAGUUUGGCGAUGAAGAAGAGUGUGCAUACUUUUGUGAAUUGUGCAGCGAGCGUCUUUGUCGACAAGAUGCCAUCAAGCACGUUUGUGAUGUGGCACAUCGCACGAAUUACAUGAAAGCUCACUACCCCGGCAUGUGCGCAAUUGUCGCCAGUGACCAAAGUACUUUAUCCAUGCGUAUGAAGCGUAUAGACUUAUUUGCUCGCAAAAUCGAAGAUUUUGAAGGACGGAAACGGGUCAAAGUGAAGCGGCUCUCUGCCUUUGACGCAUUACGCCGAAUCUGGCGUCCACUGGAUGAAUCGGACCAUGCACCACUGCAGAUGCCUCGAUGGACCACGAAGGCCCCCAAAGCGAAUGUUCAGCAGAAUGCCGCUUUGAAGAAGCCAGUGAAACCGGCUUCCGUCAAAGAACAGUCCACUGUUUCGACAAAACAGCCUGCAGAACAUCGGAAACCACCAUCCGAGGAUUUGGAGGAAGGCGAAAUAACGGAAGACUCAUCCGAUGAGGACGAAACCGACCAGGUGAAUGCGACAUCUGGAGAGAAGAACGAAUCCUCCGUGUUCCCCACCGGCCCCAUUCUCAACGGUAACAUACACGAAUGUGCUGAGUCAGCGGACUCCACGAUGGAGGAUGUUUGUCCGGAAGACUUCCUACCACAUCCAGUGGCUACCUUCCGGGCGGAUACCGAGUGUGAAACUUUCAUUGAAACGCUCAGAAAAGAUGGCUUCCUCAAUUUGGGCAAGGCUACUGUGGAAAGCGAACAAACAGACAAAUCCUCCAACGAUGUUGCUGUCUCCCAUAGCAGUUCCGUGGACGAUCAGUUUGCUCGUGAGGCCGAAUGGGUUUUGAGCCGGGUUCGUGAGCGUCAAAAGGAAGAAGAGGAGAAUCGUCGCCAGGUAGCCGCUUCAGUUUCCGCUGCAGCAAAAUCCCAGGCGUUGAUGGCUUCCGCUGAAGAACGCCGCAUUCGCGUCCAACGUGGAUUGGAUGCCGUGGAGGAGUCGAGACGAGCACUUGAUUCAGCUACCAUAUCAACGCCAUCGCGCUUCUUCUCUAAUGAGGAGUAUGAGGAAAACGCUGUCCCGUCAAGCCGUUCCCCUGAACCCCAACCUUCACCCACGCCGUUGGAAGAGGAUAUUGAUGAGCGCACAUCGUCCUCACCUAUCAUCGACCCAGCAUGUCUUGGUCUCUUGGGUCCCAUGGAUCCCAGUCGCAAGAAACUCGCUGUGUCUAGUGGUGCUGUGGAAAUUAUUCUGUCUGCUCUAGGCGCAUUGAGAGAUGCUGGGCAAUUACCUGAAUGUUUUGCCCCGAAAUUAAAUUCUCCCCCAUCUUCUCCAUCACCGAAAGCCGAUGAACCCACAGAACCCACUGCGCCCGCGGUUAAAGUUGGUCUACUGGGUCCUGCUUCAACACCAGUUAGCUCAGUACCAAAACCUGUCAUUGUGCUGCAACCCAGUACCAUUCUUCCUGUAUCGACCUCUCGCGGCGAACACCCACAACCGACCAAGGUUACUGUUCCUUCUUUCCAAGUGAAUGCGGAUCCCAGGAGCGGGCUGUUGAACCCCAAUCCGUCUGGUCCACUACCGGUGUUAAACAACGCCCCGCUUCUCCCUUCACUCCCAAAGAGCAAUGUAUUUGGCGCUGGACUUUUCGCUCCUGGCCUUCUGGAUAUGCCGGAUGUGCACCCACGGAAUCCCGGUGUUGGGCUCCUCGGUGACCCGUUGCCACAUCGACCCUCUAUUAUUGUGCCGAUUACCACCACAACAGCACCUCCGAAGAAGGACAGCUCACAUCUCAGUCCCAAGACAUCAUCUCCCCAGAUCAGCGCUAAGGUACCCCGUUUGGUGGUGGAUAACUCAUCAGAUGAUGGUGCUGGUGUUGCCGAUCCACCUUCGGAGCCCAAAAAGGAAGAGGAAGAUCAAACACCAGCUAUGAAUGUCGCCUCUUACAUGAAGGCCACCACUACUACUGAGUCGUCGGAAGCCAUAUUUGAUGCGUACGCGCUCUAUUCACGGCGUUCGCAAGAGCGCAACAAAGUUUCUACACCUUCUCGUCCUGCCGACGAUGCUCGUAAAGGUGAUUCCACGAAACAAGUUUUCCGGCGGGGACGCUCCAGAUUUUCUGGUCCAGUUGGCACACAGAGUGGUCGAAAGCUGUCAGUGAUCGCAGACCUUCUGGGUGUAAAUGAACCUCCAGCCCCCCAUCCCAAAGCUUCUCCAGCCCAUUCAUCACGUCCUGCACCGAAUAGCAACGACAGACCGAAUCCUUCAUAUUGGCAGCAGAAAAGAGAAUCCUCCUAUCUUGUCCCCUACUCUUCGGACUCUUCCCCAGCUCUCUCACGUAUUUCAUACUAUGUCCCAAAAGACCAGACAGAUUCUCGGUCAUCAGCGCUACCGCCCCUACCACACCGAAACUCCGGUUUCGGUUCGCGUUCUAUCGGUGCCGUUCCACGGAAUUAUCUCCCUCCGCAGCCGCCCAAUAUGACAUAUCGCAUCAUGCGUUCGCAGCUGGCUAUGACUGACUUCACAAGGCACCUGUAAUGCUAUUUUCCGCGAAAGUCGGCUUGAUUCCUGUAUUUUUACACAUUCACUGGCUAUUUUACACUCAUUUGUACACACACACACAUCUUCAUUCUGUACGUUUGUAUCGAUUUCUAGUUUCCAUCCGGUAACCAUGAAUAGAUAUACACACGUAGUCACUCGG